CACAGGCAAGCUCAGUUUGCGUCUGCCAGCGGUGGCCUCAGUCGGUGCAGGUCUCUCAGGAACAGGACACCAGCUAUGAUGCAGCGGGCUUUGUUCAACCGGAGCGCGCUGCUCGCCCAGCAGGCUGCAGCGGCCCUCGACAGUCCGCUGGCCGCAAGGUGCGCGCCAGUCCUGCAGCGCCUGGACCGCUCCAUGUCCUCAGUCACCAUCCCGCCGCCGGCAUGCCUUCUCCGACCUCUAGAAGUACCUCUCCGUUACCUGUUCGGUCCGGGACCCUCAAACAUUCCUCCGCGUAUUUUGGCUGCAGGGUCCAGGCCGAUAAUUGGUCACCUCCACCCAGAAAUGUAUGAGAUUAUGAAUGACAUCAAGAAAGGGAUCCAGUACGCCUUUCAGACACAGAACAACAUGACGAUAUCAAUGAGCGGCUCCGGGCACGCUGCUAUGGAGUGCGCAGUGUUCAACACGGUGGAGCCCGGAGAGAGCGUGCUCAUAGCCAUUAACGGCAUCUGGGGAGAGCGCGUCGCAGAAAUUGCAGAGAGAAUGGGUGCCAAUGUACAUAGAUUGGUAAAAGACCCUGGUGGAUAUUUCUCCAAUAAGGAAAUUGAACAGGCCGUACAAAAACACAAACCCGUCUUGUUUUUCCUCACACACGGAGAGUCCUCUGCUGGCCUCUGUCACCCAGUAGAUGGCAUUGGAGACAUCUGCAGGAAGCACAACUGUCUUUUCCUGGUCGACACAGUGGCUUCGCUUGGAGCAGCACCAAUUUUUAUGGACAAGCAAAAAAUUGACAUCCUGUACACUGGUUCUCAGAAGGCUCUGAAUGCACCUCCUGGCACAGCCCCCAUCUCUUUUAACGACAGAGCAUGCCACAAGAUGUUUAACAGGAAAACAAAACCCGUAUCCUACCUCUUUGAUAUGACACAUCUGUCCAACUACUGGGGUUGUGAUGGCGAAGCAGUCAGAGCAUACCACCACACUGGUCCCGUUUCUGGAUUCCUCGCCCUGAGAGAGAGUCUGGCAAUUCUUACUGAGAGGGGGCUGGAGGAGUCCUGGAGGAAACACAAGGAGGUGGCAGCCUACCUGUACAGAGGACUCGAAGACUUGGACCUCAAGCUCUUUGUCCCUGAAAAGGAUUUGAGGCUUCCCUCUGUUACCACCAUUGCCAUCCCCGAAGGCUACAAUUGGAGGGAGAUGCUGGUCUACAUCAUGAAACACCACCAGAUGGAGAUGACGGGAGGAUUAGGCCCCUCCAUCGGCAAGGUGAUGAGGAUCGGAUUGAUGGGAUACAACUGCGAGAAGGCUAACGCUGACUUGGCACUGCACGCCUUGGCAGAUGCUCUCAAGAACUGCAAAAAGAGCAAGGUUUAGGAGCCCACAUUCCCAGACCACUGACCUUGUGCUCGUACAUUGGGGAAUAAGAAACGAACAUUGCGUUCUCCCACACGCGGGACAGCUGGACCAGUGCAUACAUUUCAGGGAUUCUUCUGUGCUUUUGACUGCAGGGAUUUCAGAAAACGCAGGCCCUGUGCUUUUCUUCUUUAAGUAAAGGCUUAUUUUGAAAUAAAGAAGCAGAUGUGGUCAUUUGGCAUUAAAGACGUCAAUAAAGUGUGCUUUAUUUAAUCAAA
Mugil cephalus (flathead mullet) is the source of this 1625-nucleotide messenger RNA. It is a transcript of the gene agxtb, whose product is annotated as alanine--glyoxylate and serine--pyruvate aminotransferase b. Gene Ontology annotation, molecular function: L-alanine:glyoxylate transaminase activity; L-serine:pyruvate transaminase activity. NCBI's taxonomy places the organism in Eukaryota, Metazoa, Chordata, Actinopteri, Mugiliformes, Mugilidae. Bases 76 to 1368 code for a protein of 430 amino acids. Gene Ontology annotation, cellular component: peroxisome. The transcript has 11 exons. The record is from RefSeq and is a predicted model, not a curated record.